Molecule: messenger RNA, 2108 nt
Organism: Diuraphis noxia (Russian wheat aphid)
Lineage: Eukaryota; Metazoa; Arthropoda; Insecta; Hemiptera; Aphididae
Product: high affinity cationic amino acid transporter 1-like
Biological process (GO): L-ornithine transmembrane transport; L-arginine import across plasma membrane
Cellular component (GO): plasma membrane
Molecular function (GO): L-lysine transmembrane transporter activity; L-ornithine transmembrane transporter activity; L-arginine transmembrane transporter activity
Source: RefSeq, a predicted model, not a curated record
GUUGUCGCCGUCGCACCGUCGUCGUCGUCGCUCACGUCGCUUACGUCGCCCCUCACAUCAUAAUCGUGCACCGUGCAGUGAUCGCCGUAUACAGACACGCGCCAGUCGCCGCACACCAUCAAUCGCUCGAGCACGUGUGCGCACGUCCGACGCGAUUCAAAGAGGGCAUAAGCGGCGGGCGUGGAUUCAACCGACUCAACGGAAAAUAAUUGGUUGAACAAGGAAUCAUAAUUUGUUCAAAUAUUUUGUUCGUUUGACAGUACAGUUUUAAGAUGGCUGAACUUCGAAAUUAUAAGAAUGAUCAAUCAUUUAUGAAGACGAUAUUAAGAAGGAAAAAGGAAUCCGAUUUGAGCACUGAGCCAAUGAAAAAUCAACUUAGCCGUGUAUUAGGACUACAAGAUUUGAUUUCACUUGGCGUUGGUUCAACUCUUGGACUUGGCGCUUAUGUACUAGCUGGAGAAGUGGCGGUAAAGUUUACCGGGCCUGCAGUCGUUUUGUCAUUUGCUUUUGCAGCUGUAGCAUCGGCACUGUCAGGAUUAUGCUAUGCCGARUUUGCUAGUCGUGUACCAAAAGCCGGGUCAGCAUAUGCGUUCAGUUAUGUGGGUAUUGGUGAAAUAGUGGCAUUUCUCAUUGGUUGGGAUUUAAUAUUAGAAUACAGUAUCGGAUGUGCCAGCAUUGCAAGAGCUUUAAGUGGGCAUAUUGAUAAACCACUUGGUUAUCCAAUGAGAUCAUUCUUCAUAAAAACAUUUCCAAUGAACGUGGAGUUCUUGGCACCAUACCCAGAUCUUUUUUCAUUCACAUCUAUACUAUUGUUAACAUUGUUGAUUGCAUGGGGAAUGAAAGAAUCGUCCUUACUUAACAAGAUAUUUACUGUUGUCAACCUGCUUACAGUUAUCACAGUAGUCAUGACUGGUCUAUAUAAAAUCGAUAUUUCCAAUUGGAGUUUACCAAAAGAGAAGAUACCACUGAAUAUUGAAGGCGGAGAAGGUGGAUUUUUGCCAUUUGGAUGGUCCGGAGUGUUCGUGGGAGCUGCAACGUGCUUUUAUGGAUUCGUUGGAUUCGAUGCCAUAGCCACUACCGGUGAAGAAGCCAAACGACCUACACGAGACAUACCUUUGGCAAUAGUCAUAUCGUUAUCAAUCAUCACUUUAUCGUAUUGCAGCGUUGCUACCAUAUUGACACUUAUGUGGCCAUACUAUUUACAGGACCCGGAAGCUCCUUUUCCACAUAUAUACCAACAGUUGGGAUGGCAUGCUCUCGAAUGGAUCGUUACGAUUGGAGCAGUGUUUGCUUUAUGCACAAACAUGAUCGGUACACUGUUUCCGUUACCCAGAAUAUUAUACUCUAUGGCAUCCGACGGGUUAUUGUUUCACAUUUUUUCUAAAGUUGAUCCCAAKACAAAAACUCCAUUUUGGGGUACAUUCAUAUGUGGAGCUUUUGCUGCGAUUUUGUCCAGUCUUUUCGAUCUACAACAAUUAAUGAACAUGAUGUCGAUUGGUACAUUGAUGGCUUACUCACUCGUGUGCAUUUGUGUUCUGAUUUUGCGGUACACGAACGAUAAUCCCGAAGAGUGUAAAAUUAGAGACAACGGUCGUUUUCGAGUUUCCCUUAUGAGACUAUUAUCAUCUAGUUUCAAUCUUCCAAAGUCGCAGAUCACAACAAAAAACACUGGUCGUACCUCCAUCAUAAUUAUUUUGGUUUACMUCGUCGUAUCAGUAUGCUUCUGCUCAUCCGUCUCUAUCGUCCAAAUUGAAGGAAAAUUCAACAUGGUCACCUAUGUGGCAAGUAUUGUUUCCGGUGUGAGUUUGUUGGUGCUUUGCUAUUCAUUAUCCCGACAACCACAGUCUACAAAUCGGCCAACAUUCCAUGUGCCUUUUGUUCCAGUCGUGCCGUGCCUAAGUGUCGUCCUCAAUAUCUACCUAAUGACGCAACUGGACACUUCCACCUGGAUACGAUUCACCGUAUGGCUGUUCAUCGGCUUAUUGAUUUACCUAUUCUACGGACUUCGAUACAGCGUAGAACGGUUGAACCAGCGGCGGAUGGAGGACGAGACGUAUUUGAAGCAGAUACGUUAUGAAAUCCAAGUAUAUUAGUGCGAGGGGUGUGAU